UGAUUUAACAAAAAUGUAAUGUUUCUUAAUUUUAGUCAACAGGAAAUGUUUAAAGGAAUUAAAAUGCUAUGAUCACACGUUUAUGUAUUUUCUUAACUCAGUUUCUGACAUGAAACAUACUAAAAGGUAGAAAAUCAUUGGUACAUGUUCCGUUUGUCACUGCCAGUUAGUCCUUAUGCGUCGUCAACGGCAUUGCUCACACUCCUCAUUGGGAUUCGACUCCUUCACUCUCCUUUAUUCGCAGAAACACUGCCUCCUCCUCCUCUUCCUCCACUCCUGCUCUCCCCUGCGCCUCAAAACCUCAACCCAUGGUGUGAAGGUUUCUUUCAUCCACUUUUCUUCAGGAUGGGGUUUUUUAGACAUCUGUGCGCCGUCAAGAAUGAGCUCAUCCUCUUCUCAACUCCACUUCUCCUUCUUCCAUUGCCUUUGGUGAUCGGGACGCCGGAGGCAGAAUGUGCCUAUAUAAUAAUCUUGAUGGCAGUGUAUUGGUGCACAGAGGUACUGCCACUAGCUGUGACCGCUCUCCUCCCAGCUAUCCUGUUCCCUUUGUUUGGGAUAAUGGAGUCCCAAGACGUGGGCAUGCAGUACUUGAAGGACACCAACUUGUUGUUUGUGGGAGGACUUAUGGUUGCUGUGGCAGUGGAGCAUUGGAAUCUUCACAAGCGCAUUGCCUUGAGGGUGCUGCUUUUUGUUGGUGUGCGUCCAGCUCUGCUGAUGCUGGGCUUCAUGGGUGUUACUGCAUUUUUGUCUAUGUGGAUCAGCAACACAGCUACUACAGCCAUGAUGGUGCCUAUUGUCCAAGCAGUGCUAGAACAGCUCAACAGCAGUGAGACAGAAGUUCCCCAGAUCCUCUGCUCAGAAGAACAGGUCCAGAUAUCAGACACUGACAAUAAAUCUUCUACACAGACAGAGAAGCAGAAUGAGGGUCAAGGUCCAGUGGUGGUGACUUUCUUAGAUGCUUCAGCAGAACUUACCAAGCUUAAGGAGGCAGCAGAAAGGCGGAAAAUGUGUAAAGGAAUGACCCUGUGCAUUUGUUAUGCUGCCAGCAUUGGAGGCACUGCGACAUUGACAGGAACUGGUCCUAAUCUGGUGCUGAAGGGCCAGAUGAACCAACUGUUUCCUGAAAAUGGGGAUGUAAUUAACUUUGCCUCCUGGUUUGGCUUUGCCUUCCCAAAUAUGAUCCUCAUGCUCACGCUGGCCUGGCUUUGGCUCCAGUUUGUAUACAUGGGAUUCAACUUGAAGAAGACAUGGGGUUGUGGGAGUGUGAAGACCGAGAAGGACAUCGCCAUCUACAACCUCCUUCGAGAUCAGCAUCGUCUGCUGGGGCCCAUGUCCUUUGGAGAGAUUAGCGUCUUGGCUCUUUUCUCUUUGCUUGUUGUCCUGUGGUUCACAAGAGAUCCAGGUUUUGUAGCCGGCUGGGCAACCUAUGUCUUCAACUCCGAAGCAGAGUAUGUGACAGAUGCCACAGUUGCAAUCUUUGUAGCCGUCCUUCUCUUUGUUUUUCCCUCUGAACCUCCCCGAAUCUGUUGCUGGAGGUCUCGAAGCUUUAACACAGCCCCUCAUCAGUCUGUUAACUCCGCACCACGUCUCCUCACCUGGAAAGUUGCCCAAAAAAAGUUGCCUUGGGGCAUCAUACUUCUUCUUGGAGGAGGAUUUGCUUUGGCCAAAGGAAGUGAAGUUUCGGGACUCUCAAAGUGGAUGGGAGAUCAGAUGACACCCCUCCAAAACAUCCCUCCAUGGGGAAUUGCUAUCAUUUUAUGUUUGCUUAUUGCUGUCUUCACAGAGUGCACGAGUAAUGUGGCCACGGCGACUCUCUUCCUACCAGUCCUUGCCUCAAUGUCUCAGUCCAUUGGAAUGAAUCCGCUGUAUGUCAUGGUGCCUUGCACUCUGGGUGCCUCCUUUGCCUUCAUGUUGCCUGUUGCCACACCUCCAAACGCCAUCGUCUUCUCUUACGGCUACCUCAAAGUUGCUGACAUGGCCAAGACAGGGAUAGUCAUGAACAUCAUUGGGAUCCUUUGUAUUACACUGGCGAUUAACAGCUGGGGUAGAGCCAUGUUUCACCUGGACACUUUCCCUGCUUGGGCCAACGUCACAGGAGUCUGAGCGGAUUUUUAAAAAUGUUUUUUUAUUUUUGAUAAAGAUGAUCACAUAUUCUGCCCUUCUUAUCGACCGUCACCAAACAAAAGUCUACAGAUAAACAAAGAUCAGUCACAGUGUCAAAACGCAUAGAACUUUACACAUUAGAUUGGAGUUUAAAUGCUUUAAUUGGUUGGUUUUGUGAGUAAAAGUUGUAGUAAGAAAAUUAUAAAGAUUCCAUCAAUUUUGUUUUGUAAUUAUGAUGUAAAAUACUGUAGUUUUUGUUGGAAAAGGUUCGUAAUGCCCCAUGUUGUACUCUCAGGACUUGUUUUUGUUCUUUUGUUGUUUUUUUUAACAAAAAAUCUUUAGUGGCAUUACCCAAAUGCAAUUUUUAGCAGGUGUUAAGCCAGGGAAAAUGUCUGUUUUGUAUACAAGUAGUCAUUGGAAUGUUAUCAAAUCAUGAUGUACAUCUAACAGCUUCACUUUUUUUAAAUUCACCUUAAAUUCUUUUUUUUUUUUACUUUUGUGCAAUCUGAUAUGCAUGACAGGUAAUAGAAAAAAACUGACAAAUGCAAUAAAAAAAUGAUUAUUUUACCAAAAUGAUGUAAAUAGGUUUUUAAACCGUAUUUUGGUGUAAAAUAAAGAAAAUGAUUCAUGUUUAUGACUGUCACUAAGUGUUAGGCAAUUAUACAAGAUGUCAUAUAUAGAUUGAGCAGUCUAUUCGGUUUUCUAUUUAAAGUCUUUUUCAACGCUAUUUAAAACUUAACUGCAGUUUGGAAGGUUUCUUGACCUCACAGACUUUUGGAGUUGACCUUUGAACACUGCAUCUCACAGCUACCCAUCAUUUUUGCAAUUAAAUUGUGUUAAAUACUCAUAAAGAUGAGAAAUGCAUAAAAAAAGAGAAAAAAUAAAGUUUUUACGUUUACAUAC
Molecule: messenger RNA, 3006 nt
Organism: Oryzias latipes (Japanese medaka)
Lineage: Eukaryota; Metazoa; Chordata; Actinopteri; Beloniformes; Adrianichthyidae
Gene: slc13a5b
Product: solute carrier family 13 member 5b
Biological process (GO): fumarate transport; succinate transport; transmembrane transport
Cellular component (GO): plasma membrane
Molecular function (GO): citrate transmembrane transporter activity; sodium:dicarboxylate symporter activity; succinate transmembrane transporter activity
Source: RefSeq, a predicted model, not a curated record